Lactuca sativa (garden lettuce) is the source of this 3890-nucleotide messenger RNA. The record is from RefSeq and is a predicted model, not a curated record. NCBI's taxonomy places the organism in Eukaryota, Viridiplantae, Streptophyta, Magnoliopsida, Asterales, Asteraceae.
AUCGGAUUUCUCAUUAGAUUGAGCUAGUAUCAACUUGUUUUCUUGGUUUCUCUUCUCAAUUCUUGUUCCUGUAUAAGAAGUCCUCACACUCUGAUGAUCAUUACUUCACAGCCAAAGUGUUAAACGACCUUGAUUUCAAAUAUUCUCUCAGUCACUCAACUUUUUUACGUGGUUGUUUAUUAUUACCAGUUAUUAUUAUUAUAUUUUAAAGAAUCUAAAAGGAACAAAUAAGUGCUAAGGAUUAUGGUGACGGGCAUAUAUAAGGGUCAAGAAUUGAUUGAUGCGGUGUUUUCUUGGUCUCUGGCUGACGUUCUUAACAGAAAUCUGUACAAUGGAAAGGUGAGUUCCACUUAUUAUUCCAAAACCACCUCAACACUGUUUUUUGUAACAGAGAUUCCCAAGACAUUUUCAUCUGUCUCUGACUAUACCAAGUCUUUCUUCUAUCCGCUUCUUGAAGAAAUACAUGCGGACUUGCUAUCAAAGAUACUAGAAGUCAACCGUUCUCCUAUUGCCAAGAUUGUUAGUUUGAAAAACUCCACAGGUUUAUUAUACACCAUUAUGCUUAAGAGAUAUCAAGGAUCUUAUGUACCUGUGGUUGGAGAUCUCAUUGCUUUGACUAAUGUAAGGCCAAAAUCUGUUGAUGAUCUGAAGAGGCCAAACAAGUCUUUCCUCAUUGCUUUUGUGCAUGACUGUAUCCUUAUGAAGAAAUCAGAAUGUCAACUUUUGGUUUUGUCAUCAAAACCAAUCAAUCAACAAGAGGAUGAAGAUACUUAUAGAAGGAAGGGUGUAGAAUAUUAUGCUGUUCACCUAACCACACUACAAGAAACAGGACUUGUAGGGACGACAAUUGUCGUCUCUAAAGAAGCCAAUUUGUUUUCUCUUUCGGAUAUUGCAAGUAAGUUAGGGCUUAAGGAAUUGAAGCACGUCGAUCUUCAAUUUGGCUCAUUCAAUAUCGGAAUCGGAAGUUGUAUUCUCUUACUACGAUUUUGUUCAUUACGAAUUUGCUCAUUUACCAUCGAAAGCAAGAAUCGAUUAGAUAUUAGUGAUUUAGCUAUUCAAUUUGGAUGUGCUACUAUAUUAGAGCUACCUGCCAAAGUAGUUCUAUUAAAUUUACUCAAAGAAGAUGAUUUAGAGAAGAUCCUGAUUAAUCAACCAUUAAAUAAUGUUCACAUCAAGAACCGAAUGAUUGAAGAAGAUUGUGCUGAAUGUUCAAUCGAUACAACUCGAGACAUGACUUUAUCAAAGAUGAGAGAAGCUCUCAAAUCAUUUCAGCUUAAUAGUUCCCAAGAAGCUGCUGUUUUGAGCUGCAUUGCUACAAGAGAAUGCAGUCACCAAAAAACAUUAAGCUUAAUAUGGGGACCUCCAGGGACUGGAAAGACAAAUACUAUUGGUUGGUUAUUGUUUAUGUUGCUGAGCAUGAAAUGCAGAACCCUGACUUGUGCUCCUACGAAUAUUGCAGUUGUAGGAGUUACCAAAAGAGUUUUGAGCUUGGUGAAGGAUUCAUUGCCAUUUGGUACUUAUGGUUUAGGAGAUAUAGUUUUAUUUGGUGGAGAAAGAAUGAAGAUAGACGAUUGCAAAGACCUUUCAAAUGUAUUCUUAGAAUUCCGUGUCAAGAUUCUUGCUGAUAGUUUGAGAGAAUGGAAAGAUAUCAGUGAGUGGAUGAUUAGUUUCCUUGAGGAUCCUCAAAAGAAGUACCACUUUUGCUCAACAGAAAAGCAAAAUGUUAUGCCUUUUGAGCAGUUUGUGAUGAAGGAGUUCAGCUUCUAUGGAAAUCGUCUUAUAUCUUGUAUUGAAAGCUUGUACACGCAUAUGCCAACAUCUGUCAUUUCGGCUGAGGCAGCUAAACAAAUGAAUGUACUUGUUCAUUCUCUUAAAGUUCUUGAAGAACUAAUGACACAAACAGUUAUUUGUGAAGACUUAAAUCGAUUAUAUGAUUCCAGCACAGGAGUAAUUGUUAGUUUAGAUCGUUGUAUAAUGUCAUGCCUUGAGAUACUCGUAUACCUUCGAAGCACACUUCGUUUUCCAAAAUUUGAGAAAGAUUAUAAAAUUAAAAAAUUUUGUUUGGCGAAUGCCUGUUUGGUAUUUUCCACAGCAUCGAGCUCCAUCAACUUGAGUUAUGGCAGGACAAAACCUUUGGAGUUUCUUGUCAUUGAUGAGGCUGCUCAGCUAAAGGAAUGUGAAUCUCUUAUACCUUUGCAGCUUCGAGGUCUUAAACAUGUUAUUCUAGUUGGGGAUGAAAGACAACUCCCAGCCACAGUUCAAAGCAAGAUUAGUGAGGAGGCUGGAUUCGGAAGGAGCUUAUUCGAGAGACUUGUAUCCCUAGGGCAUAAGAAGCACCUUCUUAAUGUUCAAUACAGGAUGCAUCCAUCCAUAAGCCAGUUUCCAAAUAGGGAAUUCUAUGACAAACAAAUCUUCGAUGGUGUGAAUGUCAAGAGCAGUGGUUAUGGGAAGCGUUUUCUCCAAGGAAGUAUAUAUGGGUCGUACUCUUUUAUAAAUGUAAGUUCUGGUCGAGAGGAGUUUGAUAAGAGUCAUAGCAUGAGAAAUCUCAUGGAAGCGGCUAUUGUGGCUGAAAUCAUUUCAAAUCUCUAUAAAGAAUCUGUUUCAAGAAAACAAAGGGUAAGUGUUGGUUGCAUAUCACCAUACAAGGCUCAGGUAAAUGCAAUACAGGAUAAACUUGGCAAUAAGUAUAUGGAUUCUGAAGAUUACUUCUCUGUGAAUGUCCAAUCCAUUGAUGGCUUUCAAGGGAGUGAAGAGGAUGUAAUUAUUAUAUCCACAGUGAGAUGUAACAGUAGAGCGUCUGUUGGUUUUCUUUCAGAUCAUCGAAGAACUAAUGUGGCAUUAACUAGAGCUAGAUAUUGCUUGUGGAUUUUGGGAAAUGGAUCGACUUUGAUGAAUAGUGGCUCUAUUUGGAAGUAUAUAGUUGUUAAUGCUAAAGACCGUGGCCGUUUUUACAAUGCUAGUGAAGACAAAAACUUGGCUCAAGCUGCCAUGUUUGCUUUAGUUGAGCUUCGUCAGUUUAAUAACUUAUUCCAUAAGGAUUCAUUUCUUUUUAAUGGGGUAAAAUGGCAGGAAGUGGUUACUCUUCUAGUUCAACUUUUGAGUGGCUGGCGAAAAGAUGGAAACCAUAAAGUGAACAUACCAGGAACAUGUAUGCAUAAUCUGGAGUCGUACAAUGUAACACCAGACUUGUGUUUGAUUUGGGCUGUAGAUAUUGUAGUACAAAAUUCACUUUGCAUUCAGGUGAUAAAGAUUUGGGAUGUUUUGCCAGCCACCAAGAUUGAACAACUGGCAAAGAUAUUAAUGGAAAAAGUAUAUGGGAAUUAUACUGUCAAUAUGAUGAACCGCUGCAUGGAAAAGCACGUUGAUGGGAAGUUGAUGCUUCCAAUUACAUGGCCUAUGAAUUCAGACUCUGAUCUAAGCUGGUCCUUCAAAAAUAAUUUAGAUGCAACAAGAGCUACAAGUGUUUGGAAUUCCAGAUAUAAAAGGAUGAAAGGUACUUAAUGGGUUGUAGCUAUGGAACUGAUUGGACCGACUUGAUAAAAUUGCACGGGCUACAUUGGGCCUGCUUCACAUGCAACAGUUUACUAAAGUUAUGGCGGAAGUGAAGGAAAAUGAAAUAUUGGUGUAACGUUUCGGCGCAAAAGUUCAGUAAACACCACCGGAGUUGUUCAACUAUAUAUAUCAAUGAUUGUGCUUUUAUUAGCUAGCUAGCAACUAUUGGCCAGAUAAUAUCAGUUAGUAGUUAGUCUUAAAUGAAAUGAUCGCUGUGUGCCUGUGUAUAUUCUAUAUUAUACUCAUUCAUAAAACCGAACUUUCAGCGAAUAGUUCAUGAAUCAUUCGGUGGGAAGUUGGUUUAUGUUUGUUUAUUCAAUAAACGAAAGAACAUGAAC